AUGCAGCUUCCAAAACACGCUAAUGAAUAUUUGGUUCACUGGGCAGAUUCUUCUGAGCCUUCGUGGCUUUCUCGAUGCAUCUUACCAAAGAUGGAUAUCAAAAUUUAUAGAUUUUUAAUAGCAAAUUUGCAAAUCACGCUAAAUGCCAGAUCAACUAUAUAG
Messenger RNA from Plasmopara halstedii, 162 nucleotides. RefSeq lists its product as uncharacterized. The record is from RefSeq and is a predicted model, not a curated record. The transcript is spliced from 2 exons. NCBI's taxonomy places the organism in Eukaryota, Oomycota, Peronosporomycetes, Peronosporales, Peronosporaceae. Bases 1 to 162 code for a protein of 53 amino acids.